Messenger RNA from Talpa occidentalis (Iberian mole), 4321 nucleotides. It is a transcript of the gene ADAMTS13, whose product is annotated as ADAM metallopeptidase with thrombospondin type 1 motif 13. The record is from RefSeq and is a predicted model, not a curated record. The transcript has 28 exons. Gene Ontology annotation, biological process: extracellular matrix organization; proteolysis. Bases 23 to 4123 code for a protein of 1366 amino acids. Lineage: Eukaryota; Metazoa; Chordata; Mammalia; Eulipotyphla; Talpidae. Gene Ontology annotation, cellular component: extracellular matrix. Gene Ontology annotation, molecular function: metalloendopeptidase activity.
CCCUCCCAGGGCCUUCCUGAGGAUGAGGGGACUUCAGCCCUGGGGAAGAUGCACGCGGGGAAUUCUGCCUCCUGCCUUCUUCCUCCUGGGCUGCUGGGGACUCUCCCAGGCCCCGCAGCCGUUUCUCCAGGGGCCCCAGGAGGCGUCUUCUUACUUCGGCCCCCGCGCUCCCUGGAGAGAACCUUCGCUCUCAGUGCUGCCCGCGGCUGUGCCCGGCCAUCCUCCGCCGCCCCCGCCUGGCCUCUGGAGGCAGAGGAGGGCUGCUGGGAGCAUCCUGCACCUGGAGCUGCUGGUGGCUGUGGGCCCCGAUGUCUACCAAGCUCACGGGGAGGACACGGAGCGCUACGUGCUCACCAACCUCAACAUGGGGUCGGAACUGCUCAGGGACCCCUCCCUGGGGGCUCAGUUCCGGGUGCACCUGGUGAAGAUGGUCAUCCUGACCGAGCCCCAGGGUGCUCCGAAUAUCACAACCAACAUCACUGCGUCCCUGCGGAGUGUCUGCGAGUGGGGCAGGAUGGUCAACCCCCCCGAGGACACGGACCCUGGGCAUGCUGACCUGGUCCUCUACGUCACCAGGUUUGACCUUGAGCUGCCUGAUGGUAACCGGCAGGUUCGGGGGGUCACCCAGCUGGGGGGCGCCUGCUCCCUCUCCUGGAGUUGCCUCAUCACUGAGGAUACGGGCUUCGACCUGGGGGUCACCAUCGCCCAUGAGAUUGGACACAGCUUCGGCCUGGACCACGACGGCGCGGGGAGCGGCUGCGACCCCCGCGGCCACGUGAUGGCGACCGAUGGCGCCGCGCCCGCCCCCGGGGGCCUCGCGUGGUCCGAGUGCAGCCGCCGGCAGCUGCAGAGCCUGCUCAGGGCAGGACGCGGGCGCUGCGUGCAGGACCCUCCGGGGCUGCCCUCGGCGCGCGCGGGGCGCCCUCUGCACGCGCACCCCGGCCUCUACUAUGGCGCCGACGAGCAGUGCCGCGUGGCCUUCGGCCCUAGUGCCGUGGCCUGCACCUUCGCCAGCCGGCACCUGGAUAUGUGCCAGGCCCUCUCCUGCCACAUAGACCCUGCGGACCAAAGCGGCUGCAGCCGCCUGCACAUCCCUCUCCUGGACGGGACCAAGUGUGGCGUGGACAAGUGGUGCUUCAGAGGCCGCUGCCGCUCCCUGGAGGGGCUGCCCCAUGUGGGGCCGGUGCACGGGCACUGGUCCAGCUGGGGUCGCCCCAGUCCUUGCUCCCGCUCCUGUGGGGGUGGCGUGGCCACCAGGCGGCGGCGGUGCGACAACCCCAGACCUGCCUUUGGGGGGCGCGCGUGUGUGGGCGCCGACCUCCAGGCUGAGAUGUGCCACACUCAGGCCUGUGAGCAGACCCAGCUGGGAUUCAUGUCAGAGCAGUGCGCCCAGACCGACGGGGAGCCCCUGCGCCUCUCCCCAGACAGCACCUCCUUCUACCACUGGGGCGCUGCCGUGCAGUACAGUCGAGGGGACGCCCUGUGCAGACACCUGUGCCGCGCCCUUGGCCAGAGCUUCCUGGUGAGGCGCGGGGACAGCUUCCUGGACGGGACGCGGUGUGUGCCCAGCGGCCCGCGGGACGACGGGGCCCUGAGCCUGUGCGUGUUGGGCAGCUGCAGGACCUUCGGCUGUGACGGCAGGAUGGGCUCCCCGCAGGUGCGGGACGCGUGCCAGGUGUGCGGCGGGGACAACAGCACCUGCAGCGCACACAGUGGCUCCUUCACAGCUGGAAGAGCUAGAGAGUAUGUCACCUUCCUGACGCUCCCCCCCAACCUGACCAGCAUACACGUCGUCAACCGGCGGCCCCUCUUCACACACCUGGCUGUGAGGGUCGGAGGGCACUACGUGGUGGCCGGGAACGCCAGCAUCGCCCCCAGCACCACGCACCCGUCCCCGCUGGAGGACAGCCGCGUGGAGUACACAGUCACGCUCACGCCGGAGCGGCUGCCCCGCCUGGAGGAGAUCCGCAUCUGGGGUCCCACCCGGGAGGACGUGGAGAUCCAGGUUUACAGGCGCUAUGGUGAGGAGUACGGCGACCUCACCCGCCCAGACAUCACCUUCACCUACUUCCAGCCGAAGCACAGGCGGGCCUGGGCCUGGGCCGCCGCGCGGGGGGCCUGCUCGGUGAGCUGUGGGGCAGGGCUCCGCUGGGUGACCUUCUGCUGUCGGGACCAGGCGAGCGGCAAGUGUGUGGACGCCGGCCGCUGCGGAGGGAGCCAGGCGCCCGCGGCGUGGCCAGAGCCGUGUGCCUCCAGACCCUGCCCGCCGCGGGGUGCGGCGCACCUGGCCACAGGGAACAGGACCUGCCCCCAGGGGACAGGCGGCCCGGAGGCGCUGGUGACCACGGAGCCCCGCUCCGCAGACCCGAAGCUGCCUGCCCUGGCGCCCUGUGCCUCGACGACCUGUCCUCCGGGCGGGGGCCACCUGGACCCCCGGGCCGAGGAGGAGGAGGGCGCCUCCCCGUUGGGCAGCGCCAGCCUGGGGGAGCGUGAGGCACACGUGUGGACGCCCCUGGCGGGGCCGUGCUCGGUCUCCUGUGGUCGAGGCCUCAUGGAGCUGCGCUUCACCUGUGUGGACUCCGCCCUCAGGUCACCUGUCCAGGAAGACCUGUGUGACCUGGCCAGCAAGCCUGGGAGCCGGCGGGAGGUGUGCCAGGUUGCCCCGUGCCCGGCUGGGUGGAGGUACAAGCUGGCCGCCUGCAGCGUGAGCUGUGGGGGCGGGGUCGUGAGGAGGGUCCUGUACUGUGCCCGGGCCCGAGGGGAGGACAGGCACGAGGAGAUCCUGCCGGAUACCCAGUGCCAGCGGCUGCCCCGCCCAGAGCAGCAGGAGGCCUGCAGCCCAGACCCCUGUCCGCCCAGGUGGAAAGUCACGUCCCUUGGCCCCUGCUCAGCCAGUUGUGGCCUCGGCACCGCCGUGCGCUCAGUGGCCUGUGUGCGGCUCGACCGGGGCCAGGACACGGAGGUGGACGGGGCGGCCUGCGGGGGUGCGGUGCGGCCGCAGGGCAGCAUCCCCUGCAUCGUGGCCGACUGCACCUACCGGUGGCACGUCAGUGCCUGGACACAGUGCUCCGUCUCCUGCGGGGAGGGCAUCCAGCUCCGGCAUGAUGCCUGCCUCGGACCCCAGGCCCAGGCGCCCGUGCCAGCUGACUUCUGCCAACACGUGCCUAAGCCAGUGACCGUGCGGGGCUGCUGGGCCGGGCCCUGCCCAGGCCACUCCAUGGCCAGCCUGGAGCCCCAGGAGGAAACCGCCACUGCAGGCCCGACCACAGCUGCUACCACCAUGGCUCCUCUGGAGUGGCCCCUGCUCCAGGCCCGCCCCCUCUCCCCAGCCCCCCAGCCUUGGGGGCUGGGGCUCCAGGAAAGCUCCAGGGAGUCCAGUGCCUGUGGCAGGCUGCACCUUGCGGCAGCGGGGACCAUCGACAUGCGAGGCCCAGGCCAGCCUGACUGCACUGUGGCCAUUGGGCGGCCCCUGGGGGAGGUGGUGACCCUCCAGGUCCUCGAGGGGUCCCUCAACUGCAGGGCCGGGGAGAUGCUGCUGCUGUGGGGGCGGCUCACAUGGAGGAAGACGUGCAGGAGGCUGGCGGGCGCCACCUUCAGCUCCAGGGCCAACACGCUGCUGGUGAGGCAGCGCCGCCUGCGGCCAGGAGGGGGUGUGCUGCUGCGCUUUGGGAGCCAGCCGGCCCCGGGGUCCUUCCACAGAGAAUGUGACAUGCAACUCUUUGGACCCCGGGGUGAAAUCGUGAGCCCCUCAAUAAGUCCAGGUGGGAGGAAGGAGGGGGGCUGCCGUGUCUUCAUCAUGGUGGCCCCACAGGCCCGCCUCGCCGUCCACGCCCUGGUCACUGACACGCACCCCAGCGCGGAGGAGACCAACUCCAGCUACAUCUUGAUCCGGGACACCCACAGCCUGAAGACCAGGACAUUCCAUGGGCCACGGGCGCUGUACUGGGAGUCGGAGGGCAGCCAGGCCGAGCUGGAGUUCAGCCAGGGCUUCCUGGAAGCACACGCCAGCCUGCGGGGCCAUUACUGGACCCUCCAACCCGGAGCGCGGGGUCCUGGCAGUGCCCUGCCCUGGCCUCCUCGCGAGUACAUCCAACUGACCUCCUCCCAGUCCGGGAAGGGGUAGGAGGCGGCCUCACGCCCGUGACACCCGCUGGCUGCCUGGCCAGUCCUGAGAGCUGACCCUGGUGUCCCAGAGUUUUUCUGUUGGGAUUCCCACCUUGAGUUUCUCUCCCUCAGGACCACCUCCAAAGCCAGGCCAGGGGCUGGGUUGGGGGUCUCUCCGCAAAAGCAGCCAGCGCCCCUCUGGUACCAAUAAAUGCAC